Molecule: messenger RNA, 1530 nt
Organism: Impatiens glandulifera
Lineage: Eukaryota; Viridiplantae; Streptophyta; Magnoliopsida; Ericales; Balsaminaceae
Product: xyloglucan O-acetyltransferase 1-like
Exons: 3
Coding region: 131-1402 (423 amino acids)
Cellular component (GO): Golgi apparatus
Molecular function (GO): O-acetyltransferase activity
Source: RefSeq, a predicted model, not a curated record
UUACAACUCUCUUUCUCUCUUCUCUCAAUCUGUGAUAUCAAAAUGAGCAUCUAAAGAUCCAAAAUUUUCUAACUCUAGAAAGAGAAAAAGGAAGAAGCUUUAGAAGAAAAGGAAGCAACCAUUCCAAGAAAUGAGAAUCCCAUCUCCAUACAUCAAUAAUGAAUUAAACUUCUCUCACUUCAAGAAGCUUCUCCCAUUUUCCCUCUAUGCCCUCUUCCCUUUAUCUCUCUUUUGCAUUUUCCUAUAUCCAAUCACUCUCACUCAACCCCUCUUCAUUGACCGCCAUUCUCCUCUUUCACCAAAAGAUAAAUGCGACUAUGGAAAUGGAAAAUGGGUUUCUGACAAGAUGGGUCCUUUAUACAAUGACACUAGCUGUGAAACAAUUAAAGAUGGCCAAAACUGUAUAAACAAUGGAAGACCCGAUACCAAUUAUCUCUACUGGCGAUGGAGGCCCCAUCAAAAUCAAUGCAAGAUCUCGAGAUUCAAUCCUAUGCAUUUUCUGUCACUAACUAAAAACAAACAUUUGGCCUUCAUCGGAGACUCCAUGGCCAGGAAUCAACUUGAGUCUCUCCUUUGCAUGAUCUCUUCUUUCUCUCAACCUAUCCUUGUUUACACAAGUGGGUAUGACAACAAGUUCAGGCGUUGGAAUUUCCCGUCUUAUAAUCUUACCAUAUCGAUCUAUUGGUCUCCGUUUCUUGUGAAGGGGAUUGAGAAAUCUGAUCAAUCGAUCAAUUAUAAUCGUUUGUACUUGGAAUCCGUUGAUGAGACAUGGGCGUCGAAUAUUGAUUAUUUCGACAUGGUUGUGUUGUCGGUCGGUCACUGGUUUCUUCACCCUGCGGUGUAUUACUACAAUGGCGCAGUCAUUGGUUGUCAUUCCUGUGGUGUUAAGAACAUAACAGAGGUUGGAUUCUACAAAGUGUUUGGAAAAGCAAUAAAGACAUCUCUUGAGACAAUAAUCAAGAGAAGAGGACAUCAAAGAAGCGAAGGAUAUUUUCAUGCUAUAGUGACUACGUUUUCUCCUCAUCAUUUUGAAGGGGAGUGGGAUAAAUUUGGUGCAUGUCCUAAAACAAGGCCGUUGGACGAGGGAGAAAAGGAUUUGGAAGGGAUGAAUAUGAAAAUGAGAAAAGUGGCAAUGAAUGAGAUAGAUUUGGCUAGGGUGAAGGCGAAGGAGUCGUCUAGGAAAAUAAGGUUGGAAGGUUUGGACGUGACGAAGUUGGCACUAUUGAGGGCGGAUGGUCAUCCGGGACCAUAUAUGUAUGCGAAUCCAUUUGGAAAUGGUAUAAAAGAGAGAGUUCAGAAUGAUUGUGUCCAUUGGUGUAUGCCGGGAGCCAUUGAUACAUGGAACGAAAUACUUCUCGAGAUGAUGAAGAGUUGGCAUCGUGAUGAUAAGAUGGCAUUGUGAUUAGUCAAAUUGUUAUUGUCUUCAAGCUUAAUUUAUUUUAAGUGAAUGAUGAACUAUAAUAUGGGUAUCAUGUCUCAAAUAUCUUGUUUUACUAUGUAAUUGUUAAUCUAUAUAAUAUUAUAUUAUAA